This is a messenger RNA of Ceraceosorus guamensis, 519 nucleotides long. RefSeq lists its product as hypothetical. The record is from RefSeq and is a predicted model, not a curated record. Lineage: Eukaryota; Fungi; Basidiomycota; Exobasidiomycetes; Ceraceosorales; Ceraceosoraceae. Bases 1 to 519 code for a protein of 172 amino acids. The transcript has 2 exons.
AUGUCGAGUCUGCUGCGCCGCUCUGCCUGCAUCCUGUUGAGACGCAUCGAAGUGGUGCCCGGUCAAGCCGGAACGCUGGGUAGUUCCGGUGCUUGCAAAGCUUGCGGGUUGUUGCUGUUGAGCACGGCCGCCGCCUACGUGCCAACUCAGAUCUGCAGCCCUGGGGCCGCGCAGACCAUUGGAGUGGAUAUUGGAGGAGUGUGGCACAAGUGCUCCAAUGGCCAGACCUACACCCUAGCUGAGAAGCACAAGGAUCUCAACACUGUUGAGCUCCUCUGGCCAUCAGACGUGGAUCACUGGAAGGCGCAGGUAGCAGCAGAGGCAGCCCCUAGCCAGAUCUCUGCCACAGUAGAGAGUGAUCUCGUCAGCUGCCUAGCAAGCAAGCUUCUGCCUCCAAAUUUUGCAGUGUGCCUCACCCCAGAAAACUGCGUCUGGGCAAAGGAUGCUGCUGAGUUUCAUUCACGAUACUUGGACAACAAAGUGGAUCUGGCUUUUCCUUCUCUCGUGUUGUAUUACUAG